AUGGCGCCCUUGAUCCCGCUUCCCCGCACUGUUAUCAUCGACUACUAUGACUCUUACACCAACAACCUCUUAAUUCUCUUUGCGCAGCUCUACUCUGACGCGGACGUGCUCCGCAAGGUUGUCGUGAUCAAGAGCGACAAGUAUGACUGGGCGACGUUCAAGCGCGACGUCCUCCCAAACACCGACUGCGUUAUCCUCUCCCCAGGCCCCGGGCGGCCGGACAACCCGACCGACAUCGGGUUCGCACUCGAGCUACUGCGGGCACACCCUGUUCCGAUCCUAGGUGUGUGUCUCGGUCUCCAGGCCAUGGCUGUGGCCUUUGGCGGUUCAAUUGUCAACACGCCCAGGAUUACUCAUGGACACGAGGUGCGCAUCGUUCCAGUAUCACCAGCGCUGGGCCUCUUCAGCGCCCCCGAGUUCCCAGAAGAAGCGCGGAGCGGCUUUGACGCGGUCGUGUACAACUCGCUCGCUGUUGGCGACGUCCCGCCCGAGCUCGUGGUAACAGCCUGGUCUGAUCCGCGCAACGGGAGCGCACCGACCAUCCAGGGCCUUAUGCACAAGGAGCACCCCAUCUGGGGCGUGCAGUACCAUCCUGAGUCCAUCUCGUCGACGCGUGGUGCCGACCUCCUCCGCGCUUUUGUGGGCAAGGUUCACGCGCAUUAUGGUGCUCCCCCAGUUUUCCCCCGCCUCGAACACCAGCUCGUCAAGGCCUGCACCUACCGCGUUGCUGCGAGUGCGAGUGCCGCGCCUACACGCGCCCCGUCGCCCACCGGCCCGGGAUUGGCGCAAUACACGCUCUGUGAACGGAAGCUGGAUGGCGGAACUGAUCGACAAACUGCCGAGGUCUACGAGCGCAUCGUGCGCUCUGAUACAUCCCGCGUUGGCGAGAUCUGGUUGGACGGGAAGAGCCCUUCGCGCCCGACGACAACGUCGCUCGGCGCACCCCGCUUUGUGAUCACAUACUGCCUCGGCACGCGCACCGUCUCGCUUCGCACACCCAGUGGUGUGGAAGCAGUGCGCCUCCCGCGCGACGACACGUUUUUCUCAUGGCUCAACGACGCGCAGGUGUCUUUGCAGGGGCGGACAGCGGGCGCAGCGGGCGGGUUCCGCGGUGGCUGGGUCGGCUGGUUCACGUACGAGAUGAAGGAGGAGAGCUUGGCAGGAUACCGUGGCCCUGCGUGCGAUGGCGAGCGCGUCGACGCUGUGUGGGCAUGGGUUGACACGCUGGUCGAGCGCGCAGAGGACGGGUCGUGGACUGUUCGUGGCGUGGUAUCUGACGGCGGUGCUACCGGAGGCAGCGAGUUGCUCGACUGGCUGGCACGGUGUGGCGUAUCGUUGGGCACAUCUGCGGCGGGCUUGGACGCCUACACCAGGGGUGUCGAAGAGGUGUUGGCUUCGUCGCCCAUUGAGGGUGUCACGCCAACCGCGGGCUUCCCCACGUUCCGCCCGCGGAUUAGCGGCGAGGCACACAUGGCGCGCAUCGAUGCGUGUCGCGAGGCGAUUCGGCAAGGCGAGAGUUACGAGCUGAACCAGACCAUGUCGUUCCUCGCCUCACUCGACCCAGCCGACGCGUACGCGACAUACCUCCGCCUGCGGUUGUUCAACCCAGCCUACUACUCGACAUUUAUGAGCUUCCCGUCCAUCCCAACGCCAAAGGGAAUGGGGCUGCAUGUCAUCUCCUCGUCACCAGAGCGGUUCUUGCAGAUCACGGGCGGCGAGAUUGAGAUGCGCCCAAUCAAAGGCACGGCGCGGCGCGUGCAGCCUGGCCAGUGCGUGUGUGUCGAGGGCCGGGGUUGUGGUGCAGUCGAGAAGGGAAACGCAGCGUGUAUCGAGGAGGGCAAGCGGGUGGACUUUGAGCGCGGCCGCGCCCUGAGCCAAGACAAGAAGGAGCGCGCCGAGAACUUGAUGAUUGUCGACUUGAUCCGCUCGGACCUGCUCUCAUGCUGCGUCCCCUCGACGGUGGUUGUCCCACAACUCAUCGCGCUGGAGAGCUACGGCGUACACAACCUCGUGACUACGGUUCGCGGGCGGUUGGCAGAACACGUCGGGCCGGUCGAGGCGACCAAGCGUUGUUUCCCGCCGGGGAGCAUGACGGGCGCGCCCAAGUUGCGGACUGUGCAGCUCCUGGAUGACUUUGAGGAGCGGUAUCCCCGCGGGAUUUACUCGGGUGCACUGGGGUAUUUCUCGCUGUGUGGGAGUGCGGAUUUGAGUGUUGUUAUUCGGACGAUGGUGCUGGAGGGCAAUGACCUCAGCAUUGGCGCGGGCGGGGCCAUCACAUGGCUCUCGGACCGCCAGGAAGAAUGGAUCGAGGUGCUCACAAAGGUGCAGAGCGUAGUCGGCCCUUUGGGAGUAUAG
Messenger RNA from Cutaneotrichosporon cavernicola, 2355 nucleotides. RefSeq lists its product as uncharacterized. Gene Ontology annotation, molecular function: aminodeoxychorismate synthase activity. The record is from RefSeq and is a predicted model, not a curated record. NCBI's taxonomy places the organism in Eukaryota, Fungi, Basidiomycota, Tremellomycetes, Trichosporonales, Trichosporonaceae. The coding region runs from base 1 to 2355 and encodes 784 amino acids. Gene Ontology annotation, cellular component: cytoplasm. The transcript is spliced from 9 exons. Gene Ontology annotation, biological process: 4-aminobenzoate biosynthetic process.